AGUACUUCAUUUUGGGACUUAGGUCAUGUUCGCCAGUCGCUCGGCAGUUUCUUGCCAGUCAUAGGACAGAUCGGUGUUAACGUGGUUUAGUUGUGUAUCUGCAUACUUAUUUAAUACCUGACAUAUCUACCGGCUUAUUUAUAUAUUCGAUUACCGGCGGAGUUAGCUUUUUUAACUUUCAUAGUUUUUUUUCUUAAAUUAAAAUGUUUAUAUCAGAUAAGUUUGCGUAAUUAAGUUUGUGUAAUUAAGUGCGCGUAUUAAGGUUAAAAUCAGUGUUAAUAGUGUGUAAUUACGAUCUACAAUUCGUGACAAUGAAAAAGGCGAAGAAUUCGAAUUCCGAGCAAAGGGACAAUAGGAGAGCAGACAGAGACGAUAAUUCAGAGAGCAGAGACAGAGAACGGAAUAGCGAUUUUGAAACAGAUCAAAAACGGAAACGACCCAUGGCUCAAGAGAAAGGUCCCCCAUCUGAAGUUCAACCAUCAACCACGCCCGCCUGGGGUAUCGCCGAUAGAAGAGUGAAAGAAGAACCGAACGAGGACAAAAACAACGAUUCAGGUGUAUCACCUGAUCAUUCCACGAGCAAUUCUGGUUCACCGAGUACAUCGGCAUCAUUUUCGACAGCAACCUCUGGCCUGUCACCGGGAAGUGGAUGUUCCCAGGAUUCGCAUAACGUAGAAGGCAAUGCAUACUGUUACAAUUCGCAGGUAACGCUUCAUAACAAUCCCCAAUCUUCGAGACAUACUUCAAAGACUGGAAGUAAGCCGAAACAAAGGGGUAAUAGUUCCAAAGUGACGAAAUCAACAAAAUCGAAACAAAAACGUACAUCCAAGAAAAAUAUCCUGCAAUGUCCUAUUUGCGAGUUCUCUACGUUCGAUAGAGCACAGUUCUCGAUUCAUUUAACAGCACAUUCUACGUUAAGAAGAGAUGCUUCAGAAACGUUAAAAUCUAUGGCUAACCAGCUAGCUACGGAAUCAGCAUCUGGGGAUGCUGCAAACAGAUCGGCCUCAACUCAAGGCGAAUGUUCGAGACAGCAAGCAAACGAGGAGCCGGGACUCCGAGUUCCACGAUUGAACUCGCAAGGAAAAGUGAAAACUUUUAAAUGCAAACAGUGUAAUUUCAUAGCCAUAACUAAACUCGAGUUCUGGGAGCAUAGUCGGUGUCAUAUUAAGGCUGAGAAACUCUUGUCCUGCCCAAAGUGUCCUUUUGUCACCGAAUAUAAACAUCAUCUGGAAUAUCACCUACGCAAUCAUCUUGGCUCAAAACCGUUCAAGUGCAGCAAGUGUCCAUAUUCAUGUGUGAACAAAUCGAUGCUUAAUAGCCAUCUUAAAUCUCACUCGAAUGUCUACCAAUAUAGAUGCGCCAACUGUUCAUAUGCUACCAAGUAUUGUCACUCGUUGAAGCUUCAUUUGAGGAAGUAUGACCACGAUCCGGCGAUGGUGUUGAACGCGGAUGGUUCGCCGAAUCCACUUCCCAUUAUAGAUGUCUAUGGAACACGUCGUGGUCCGAAACCAAAGGCGACCAAGUCUCCUGAUGACGCAGGCCCGAGCACUGCUGUUGACAGCAACGCUCAAAUUCCAGAAUCUUCUCCUCAAUCAGAGCUUCCACAGGAAGUGUCUCCGAUUAAUCAUCAGUUAUCGAUAUAUGCGAUAAAUGACUUAAACAUUAUAAAUACAGCGAACGCCGCAAAUACUUUGAACAGUGCAAACAACUUAAGCAUGGCAAAUAACUUGAAUGCAGCGAAUAUUAUUAACGUUGCAAAUACUUCGAACAGCGCAAGCCCCUUGAACAUCGCAAAUAACUUGAAUGCAGCGAAUAUUAUUAACGUUGCAAAUAUUUCGAACAGUGCCAGCCCCUUGAACAUCGCAAAUAAUUUCAAUGGACCGGAUACUUUUAACGUUGCAAAUAAUUCAAACAGCGUAAGUCCUUUGAACAUCGCAAGUAACCUCAAUGGAGGGAAUACUUUUAACAUUGCAAGCACUAUGAACAGCGCAGGACCCUUGGACACCGCAAAUAUCUUCAAUGGAGUAAAUGCUUUCAGUGGCGGAAACCCAUUGAACAUUGCGAACAAUAUCAAUGCAGCAGCUGCUUUCAACAUUGCAAAUACUUUGAACAACGGAAACCCCUUGAACACUAUAAAUAAUAUCAAUGCAGCGAAUAUUAUUAAUCUUGUAAAUACUUUGAAUGGUGGAAACCCUUUGACUAUUGCAAAUAAUUUCAGUGCAGCGAAUAUUUUGAAUGUCGCAAAUACUUCGCAUGGCGCAAGCACUUCGCAUGGCGCAAGCACUUCGCGUGGCGCAAGCACUUUGGGUAGCCCAAGCACUUCGCAUGGCCCAAGCACUUCGCAUGGCGCAAGUAUUUCGUAUGACGCAAGCACUUCGGGUAGCCCAAGCACUUCGCAUGGCCCAAGCACUUCGUAUGGCCCAAGCACUUCGUAUGGCCCAAGCACUUCGUAUGGCCCAAGCACUUCGUAUGGCCCAAGCACUUCGUAUGGCCCAAGCACUUCGUAUGGCCCAAGCACUUCGUAUGGCCCAAGCACUUCGUAUGGCCCAAGCACUUCGUAUGGCCCAAGCACUUCGUAUGCCCCAAGCACUUCGUAUGGCCCAAGCACUUCGUAUGGCCCAAGCACUUCGUAUGGCCCAAGCACUUCGUACGGCCCAAGCACUUCGUAUGGCAUGAAUAACUUCAACGCUGCAAAUAUCUUAAAUGGCGCGUUUAGUUUGAACGGUGCAAAUACUUUAAACAAUGCGAAUGUCCUCAACUUUCCAAAUAUGUUGAACUGUGCGAAUAUAUUGAACGAUACUAACAUGUUGCACAAUGUUAUCUUAUUAAACGCUGCUAUUUUGAAUGGCAUCAACAUAUUGAACGCAAAUAUUGCGAGCGGUGCCAUCUCCGCAAAGGGAGUCAACGAAGUCAUGCAGAAUCAAUCAUUCGUGACUUUCCCAUACAAUCAGAUAUUCGCUCGCUUCCCUUUGCUGCCCUUCCUCGCUGCCAAGGACAACAAUAUCAUAAAAGAGUUCGACCGAAUACAAUCUAAGGUGAUGAUGGACUACUUGAGGAUGUUAAACGGAGGAAGGAUGAUGGACGAUUUACCUGAAAAUCUCGUGGUCAGAUGUGACGAGAACAAUACUUCAAAUAUGCCCGAUGAUUCAUUUAAUAACGAGACAUUUCGCAAUAUAAUUUCCAUUCAGUCUGGUUUAAUGAACAUCGUAGAAGACGUAGAGAUGGAGGAGGCACCUUUAGACCUUAGUAAACCCAGUACUUCUAAUAGUCUUAAAAGACCAAGGGCGACAGGUACUAGCAGACGCAAGGGGAAAGCUGUGAAACUGGAUCAUCAAGUGGUCGAGAACUCCGAUGAUGAAGAAUUACAUGAGCAACAAGAACAAUCGUCCCAGCUUUUAACUCCCAAUGACUUUUGUGUCUUUGGUCAAACAGGUUACGACUGGAGCAAGUUUACGCUGAACCAGAAAAUCAUUUGUCAACAUUGUAACAUUGUGUUUGGUAACCUAGUGAUGUAUCUUAUCCAUAUGGGGUAUCACGGUGAAAACAAUCCUUACACUUGCAACAUUUGCGGCGUUCAGUGUCUCAGCAGAGAAUCCUUCUUCUUGCAUGUCGCCAGAUCGAAACAUUGGUAGAUCUCGGCAGUAAAUCUGCGAUAAACUCUGAUCAAGUUUUAUAUAACUCUCGAGAAGAAGAUCGAACGAUUUUUCUUCGAACUUGUCUGGUGGUCAUAUUGCUUGGGUGUAGAGUCCAAGGUACCGGAUGCGACUGAAACCGACUGAAACACCCGAGCCUAGUUUUUUUUUUAAUGCUUCAAGCUACACGCAAUUUCGGACACACUAACUUGAAAGAACGAACAGUGAAAAAAUAGUGUGCCAUGAUCCGUAAGAAAUUCCAUCUUUCGUGUUAUACGCUUAAGCAAUUGAAUACGUAACUAAUUGUUACAGAUAUUAAAAAGGACCAUAGAUAGGAUAUCUAAUAGACAGAAGUAUAUGGUUAUCUAUAUAUG
This is a messenger RNA of Bombus terrestris (buff-tailed bumblebee), 4006 nucleotides long. RefSeq lists its product as uncharacterized. Gene Ontology annotation, molecular function: RNA polymerase II cis-regulatory region sequence-specific DNA binding; DNA-binding transcription factor activity. Bases 312 to 3632 code for a protein of 1106 amino acids. Lineage: Eukaryota; Metazoa; Arthropoda; Insecta; Hymenoptera; Apidae. The record is from RefSeq and is a predicted model, not a curated record. Gene Ontology annotation, biological process: regulation of transcription by RNA polymerase II. The transcript has 4 exons.